This is a messenger RNA of Striga hermonthica, 594 nucleotides long. The record is from the annotation of a GenBank genome assembly. NCBI's taxonomy places the organism in Eukaryota, Viridiplantae, Streptophyta, Magnoliopsida, Lamiales, Orobanchaceae.
AUGAUCGAGUUUGUUUUCGAUAAUAUCUCUACCGGGACACUUGGUUUAUUGGCAGUGGCAAAUGUUUCUCUCGCUUGUGAAUCUCGCAUUAAGUUAGAAUUUGUGGGCAAGCUGUGUAAUGUGGGGAGUCUAAAUUUAUAUGCUGGAGGGAUGGAGAUUUCUGACUCUGCAUUCUCUGCUCUGACUGGGAAGUUCCAUAAUUUAACCAAACUCACAUUGAGUGCAGACUGCCGUUUUAUCUCGUUUUUUCUUGAUAAUGCUGAUAAUCUUCAAGUCCUUACGAUCAGUGGCGGUGGUAAUAUCAAAGAAUGGAGGGAGCCCCACCAAGUUCCGACGUGUCUAUCAUCGCAUCUCAAAACUGUGGAGAUCGAGCCAUUCAAGUGCACGGAGGAAUGGUUAUUCAUAAGUUAUGUUCUGAGAAAUGCUGAAGUCCUGAAGUAUAUGAAGGUUAUCAAGCUUCGUUACUCUCCUAGCAAGGAUUUGGAGUUUGAUGCACUCAAGAGAAGAAUUUUACAGUUGCAGCCAGGUUCUAAGGAAUGUGAGAUUAAGUUCCUAGAGAGGGAUGUGAAUCAUAAUACCAAAGAGCUCUUUUAG